GUCAAUUUCAUAAACAUAUUUUUUGUCGAUUCACUAUUCAUGUACAGUGAUUAUUAGAGAGUUCCGAAUGAAAAUGACGCCAAUAACUUGACAAAAUCUGUGUUGAAAUUUUGUGGAAAUAUUUCUAAUUUGUAAAUCGUAUUUACCGUAUUUAGAGUAUGACGUAUUUGUAUGGAACGUAUUCGUAUUGAGGAAUUAAAUAUGGAACGUUAUGAUGUAUUGAACUUUAUUAGAAUAUAUCACUGUGUUUACUGUGUUCACUGGAUAUAAUAAAGAUUAAUAAACUUUCUCUGGAAUACGCAUUUGCCUUAGUAUAUUUCCACACCCUAAGUUUCUAGCCAACACAUUAUUUACAAAUUAGAACUCUUUAUAGUCUAAGAUGGAUGACAAACAAGAUAUUGUGGAUGAAAAACGUGAGAGAACACUUACUGAAAAGGGACUAGAGUAUACAUUGACUUUGAAACAGGCUGAACGAUCAAGAUUGAUUAAGGUUUUAACUGUUACAAGUAAUGAUUUACAAACUUUGAUGCAACGUUCAACAGACCCAAAUGAAGUUAAACCUACAUAUUCUAAGUGGUUGUCUGAAUAUGAGGAACUAUUAAAUAUUCAUGAUCAAUAUCAAAAGCUUACUGAAAAUCCUAGUGAAAAACAACUUGACGAUGCAUGGUUUCAAGAAAGACAUGAUAAAUUUAUCUCUUCAAAACAAUCUGCACAGCAGUGGUUUUCCGUUAACAGUCAGAAGCCAGCUCGGUCCGUAAAAUCUCAUAGAAGUUCUAGAUCCGGGAGUUCUAGAAGCAGUUCCGUUUCAAGUCAAAUAUCCAUGGCAAAACUUAAAGAAGAGCAGCGGAAGGCUGAACUUUUAGCACGUGAAAAGUCUCUUGAAGAAAAGAAAUUUAUCGAAGAAGAAAAAUUAAAGUUAAGAUUUAAAGAAGAGGCACUUGAAAUUAAAACGGAGUUACAAGUAACUGACGCAAAAACACGAGUGAUAGAAGAAUUAGAAAGAAGCAUGUUAGAGGACCAGCAACUUGAGCAAAUUAUGGUCAAAGAUAAACAGUGCGAUAAAGUUGACAAUUCACAAAAAGAUACUGAAAAUUCGCUAUUGAACCCUACCGUUCCGGCAUUCAUUCCGGAAGUAAAAAAGGAACGGUUAGCGUUUGAAACUAAAAGAACACGCAAAACAUUUCAAAGUGAACAAGAUGACGAUAAACCCCCUCAUGUUGAAGCAAAGAACAAUAUUAUUGAUUACAAUGCGCAAUAUUCAAUUGCUCGUGAGCUUAAUAAGCCAAAGGCUGAUAUACAGAAAUUUGAUGGCAGCCCUAUGAACUAUAAGGGAUUUAUAAGACAAUUUAAUGCACGUGUUGAAACAAACACUGAUUCUUUCGAAGAACGAAUUAACUUCUUGCUACAAUUUACAAUCGGCGAACCGCAUAGAAUAGUUCUUGGUUUCUCGCACUUGGACGCUGAAAUAGGGUAUACAGCUGCUUUGAACGAGUUCAAAGACAGGUACGGCGACCCCGACAUAAUAGCACAUUCAUACGUACAGCGUGCAAUGAAUUGGCCCUUUAUAAAGGCAGAUAACCCAAAAGCCCUAGAUGACUUUGCAAUAUUCUUGCAAGAGUGCAUGUACGCCGUAAAUUAUGUAGAUGCGGCAAAAGUGUUAGAGUAUUCAGAAAAUUUAAAACUCUUGAUACAGAAACUUCCAUUUUAUAUGCAAGAAAAGUGGAGGAAUGUAGUAUACGAGACAAAAAGCCGCAAAAAUAUCGUUACAUUCAGUCAUUUAGUAGAAUUUGUGAAAAAAGAAGCUAAAAAGGCAAACGAUCCUGUUUACGGCAAAGACGUUUUAAACACACAAAUAGGAAAAAAUGUGAAAAGAUUACAAGAAAAUAACAUGAAAUCUAGAUCUCAAGGAUCUAAAACAGCUGUAACUGUAACUUCUGAACCCAAGGCAAGUACAUCUAGUGUAGGUCAGCAAAAUGAAACAUCGUCUGCUCGAUACAGAAAUGCAUUUUCUAAGCCGUGUAUCUAUUGUGAAAACGCAACUCAUUCUCUGAACAAGUGUGACAAAAUCAUAAAACAGUCGCUGAAAGAUAGAUAUACAUUUCUUAAAUCGAAGGGCGUAUGUUUCUCAUGUUUGAAGUACGGACACCAGAAAAUGUCAUGUCGUCAGAAAUCGUCCUGUACAGUAUGUCGAAAGGAACAUCCGUCUAUAUUGCAUGUUAAACCUCGAGAUCAGAGUCAAACUACCUUAAUAUAG
Messenger RNA from Mytilus californianus (California mussel), 2254 nucleotides. RefSeq lists its product as uncharacterized. Gene Ontology annotation, molecular function: nucleic acid binding; zinc ion binding. The coding region runs from base 380 to 2254 and encodes 624 amino acids. The record is from RefSeq and is a predicted model, not a curated record. The transcript is spliced from 3 exons. Lineage: Eukaryota; Metazoa; Mollusca; Bivalvia; Mytilida; Mytilidae.